CUAAUAAUAUCCUGGAAAGGCCCUCAAUCCAAAUAUGGAUGGUGCUCAUGAGAGUCGUAAUCCAAAGAAAUAAAUCCAAAUCGAAUCGGGGCGGGUCAAUUUUCAGGUCGACGAGGCACCGGCGACAGAAGCUUCCAGCCCAGUGGAAGAAGAAACCGUUGGUUUUCAGCCCUUAAUUCAAACGUGCCACACAGAGUCUCCCAAAACAUGGACAUGGAUAUCGACGAAACAGCCAAAGGGGAAGAAAAGCAAGGAAAGCCCGUCGUAGUAAUAUUGGUGGGUGCGCCCGGAAGCGGAAAGUCCACCUUCUGUGAGCAUGUCAUGCGCUCCUCCUCCGCUCGCCCCUGGGUUCGCGUUUGCCAGGAUACUAUAAAAAAUGGUAAAGCGGGAACGAAAGCGCAGUGUAUUGAGAGUGCAAUGAAUGCAUUGAAGGAUGGGAAGAGUGUUUUUAUAGAUAGGUGUAAUCUGGAGAAAGAACAAAGGGAUGAGUUUGUGAAGCUUGGUGGUAGUACCCAGGUUGAUGUUCAUGCUGUGGUGCUUGAUCUUCCUGCCAAGCUUUGUAUAUCGCGGUCUGUGAAGAGAACAGGCCACGAGGGAAACUUGCAAGGUGGGAGAGCUGCUGCGGUUGUGAAUAGAAUGCUGCAGAAGAAAGAACUGCCUAAACUGAGUGAAGGGUUUGCUAGAAUCACUUGUUGCCAGAGUGAGAGUGAUGUUCAAUCUGCCGUUGAUGCAUAUAGUGGACUUGGUCCGUUGGAUACACUUCCAAGUGGUUAUUUUGGCCAGAAGAACACCGGUGCGAAAGUACAACUAGGUAUAAUGAGGUUUUUAAAGAAAACAGAUGGUCCUGCUAAUACUGAAUCCACUUCGAAGAGUGUACCAGAUUCGAAUGCUUCUCAAAUUACUGAAGAAAAGGAAACCUCUUCAAAGGGAACAGGUUCAUUGUCUGAAAAUUCUCGUAAGGAGUCAAAGGAAGGUGCAGAGCUAUUUGUAGGCUCUGUUGGCGGUGAUGUUUCUCUAAACGAUUCCCCCACUCUCGCAUUUCCCUCCAUAUCGACAGCAGAUUUUCAAUUUGACAUUGAGAAGGCGUCUGAUAUUAUUGUCGAAAAAGUUAUAGAAUUUGUGAAUAAGCUUGGAAAUGCUAGACUUGUUUUAGUGGACUUGAGUCAUAAAUCAAAGAUUUUGUCUUUGGUAAGGGCUAAAGCUUCAGAGAAAAACAUUGACUCCAACAAGUUCUUCACAUUUGUGGGAGAUAUCACUAAGCUUCAUUCAGGAGGAGGUUUACACUGCAAUGUAAUAGCUAAUGCUGCUAAUUGGCGUCUUAAACCUGGAGGUGGAGGUGUCAAUGCUGCAAUCUUCAAUGCUGGAGGUCCAUCUUUGGAGGUUGCAACCAAAGAACAAGCCCAAUCUCUGUAUCCUGGGAGUGCCGUGGUUGUGCCUGUCCCUGCAACUUCUCCCUUGUUUAGUAGGGAAGGGGUAACCCAUGUGAUACAUGUUGUUGGACCCAACAUGAACCCACACAGACCAAAUUGUCUGAACAAUGACUAUAGUAAAGGCUGCAAAGUUCUCCGGGAGGCUUACACUUCACUUUUCGAAGGUUUCGCAACAAUUGUGAGGACCCAAGCAAAGUCACCCAAGGGAAGCAUUGAGAACUUGCAGGCAAAGCUGCCAGAGUCACAAGAAUAUUCUGACAGUGCCUCUAGAAAUCAUUUUACAAACAGCAAUCAAAAGACUAAGAGAGAGGAUCCUCAUAAAUAUGAGAGGAGCAAAAGAAGUAAAGCAUAUCAGGAUGAUACUGAAGAUUCUAACACUGGUAAACCAGACCUGAGCAACAAGUCCAGUGGAAGCAGGACUAAAUCCUGGGGGUCAUGGGCUCAGGCUCUCUACAACACUGCUAUGCACCCAGAGAAGCACAAGGAUGCAGUACUAGAGAUAUCAGAUGAUGUCGUUGUGCUGAAUGAUCUUUAUCCAAAGGCAAAAAGGCAUGUUUUGGUGGUGGCACAAUGUGAAGGUCUUGAUCGACUGUCAGAUGUUCAUAAAGAACACCUUCCAUUGUUAAGGACAAUGCAUGAAGUUGGUCUGAAGUGGGUUGAGAAAUUCUUGCAUGAUGAUUCGUCUUUGGUCUUCCGUCUUGGAUAUCACUUGGAUCCCUCAAUGCGACAGCUGCAUCUGCAUGUUAUCAGCCAGGAUUUUGAUUCAACACACUUGAAGAAUAAGAAACAUUGGAACUCCUUCAAUACUGCUUUCUUUCGAGACUCCGUGGAUGUGGUAGAGGAAGUUAGUAGUGAUGGAAAAGCAAAGCUAAAAGAUGACGAUAGCCUAUUGUCUAUGGAGUUGCGAUGCCACCGAUGUAGAAGCGCUCACCCCAACAUACCCCGAUUAAAAUCUCACAUUACUAACUGUCGAGCCACCUUUCCAAGCACCCUGCUCCAAAAUGGUCGUCUUAUUCACGCACCAAGCAAUGUCAGCAUUGGUCCGUAGGUGACAAUCCAUCGCAUCUCAUCGAAAUUUAGCUGUAUAUAAACAAAUGCUUUUUGGUGGCUUAAACGUUAUUGCAUUGAGAUCCUUGGUAUGGCGUUCCAUGAUUCUCACAAAUUUGUGUUCUCGUAGGGGUUAGUAGUAACAAAAUGCAUUGUCAUGUACUUAUCUGAUUACCAUUUCGUUUUUAGUUGUCAAAAUUACAGUGUUUUUGAACUUGU
Messenger RNA from Malus domestica (apple), 2696 nucleotides. RefSeq names its product transcription factor bHLH140. The record is from RefSeq and is a predicted model, not a curated record. Lineage: Eukaryota; Viridiplantae; Streptophyta; Magnoliopsida; Rosales; Rosaceae. Gene Ontology annotation, cellular component: nucleus. Gene Ontology annotation, molecular function: single-strand break-containing DNA binding; double-stranded RNA binding; mismatched DNA binding. Gene Ontology annotation, biological process: single strand break repair.